This is a messenger RNA of Salvia hispanica, 2137 nucleotides long. Its product is annotated as protease Do-like 2, chloroplastic. Gene Ontology annotation, biological process: proteolysis. The record is from RefSeq and is a predicted model, not a curated record. Gene Ontology annotation, molecular function: protein binding; serine-type endopeptidase activity. Lineage: Eukaryota; Viridiplantae; Streptophyta; Magnoliopsida; Lamiales; Lamiaceae.
UAGAAUAGAUAGUCUUUUAAAGAUAAGGUCCUUGGCGCCUCCCUGCUUGCCGGACUUUUUAAAUGGCAGUCGCCGCCGCUAACUGUUGUUUCUUCGCCGCCGCAUUCACCGGCCGUUCCACCACCCACCGCCUAUUCUACACUCUGCGUACACCUAACUACUUAUACAGUGCCUCCUACAAUCAGAAUCCAGUUCCAGUCAGAGGAAAACCUAAGAAAUCACCCAGCAAUUACCCCAUUGAGAAGUUGUCACGGAGAUCAAAAGAUGAGAAAUCCUUUUCAAACUCUGACGGUAGUAGUGGUAGGACUAAAAAUGAACGAUCCCAAUCAACAACGUCUAAAAGAGUUGGUGUAGAGAAGAAAGGAAGCCAGGGAUUUCUGGCUGACUUGGACGAGCAAAAGGUGGAUACAAGUGAUAUUCAGGAUGCUUCUUUCCUUAAUGCUGUCGUGAAGGUUUACUGCACUCACACUGAACCAGACUAUUCCCUUCCUUGGCAAAAACAAAAACAGUACACGAGUACAGGAAGUGCUUUCAUGAUUGGGGAUGGGAAGCUGUUGACAAAUGCCCACUGUGUCGAGUAUAAUACACAGGUCAAAGUAAAAAGAAGAGGGGACGAUACAAAGUAUAUUGCCAAGGUUCUAACGCGAGGUGUAGAAUGUGAUUUAGCUCUUCUUUUUGUUGAAAGCAAGGAAUUCUGGGAAGGCACUGAACCAUUGCAAUUCGGACGCUUACCCAAUUUACAGGAUUCCGUUACUGUUGUGGGCUAUCCUCUUGGAGGAGAAACCAUAUCAGUGUCCAAGGGUGUGGUAUCGAGAAUUGAGGUAACCUCAUACGCCCAUGGAUCUUCUGACUUGCUAGGAAUUCAAAUUGAUGCUGCGAUAAAUCCUGGUAACAGUGGUGGUCCUGCAUUCAAUGACCUAGGAGAAUGCAUUGGGGUGGCCUUUCAGGUAUACAGAUCCGAUGAGGUGGAGAAUAUUGGCUAUGUCAUUCCAACGACAGUUGUCUCUCAUUUUCUUGAAGACUAUGAGAGGAAUGGGAAAUACACGGGUUUUCCUUGUCUCGGUGUGUUAUUGCAAAAAUUGGAGAAUCCAGCUUUGCGUGCGUGCUUAAAUGUGCCAUCUAAUGAGGGAGUGCUUGUACGGAAAGUUGAACCAACUUCCCAUGCCAGUCAUGUGUUAAAGGAGGGGGAUGUCAUCGUGAGCUUCAACAAUGUUCGUGUUGGAUGUGAAGGAACUGUACCGUUUCGACCAUCUGAGCGCAUUGCAUUUCGCUAUCUUAUCAGUCAAAAGUUUACCGGUGAUGUAGCAGAACUUGGCAUUAUUAGGGGAGGACAAUCAAUGCAAGUCCAAGUGACCUUGGAUACCCGAGUGCACUUGGUUCCAUAUCACAUUGAGGGAGAUCAACCUUCAUACUUGAUAAUUGCUGGUUUGGUGUUCACGCCUCUUUCAGAACCCCUGAUAGCGGAAGAAUGUGAAGAUAGCAUCGGGCUGAAAUUGUUGACAAAGGCCCGGUACUCCAUGCCAAGGUUCAGAGGAGAACAGAUUGUGAUCCUAUCACAGGUUCUGGCAAACGAUGAAAACAUUGGAUAUGAAGAUAUGAGCAAUGAGCAGGUUUUGAAGUUAAACGGAACAUGGAUAAAAAAUAUUCACCACCUGACUCAUCUAGUUGAUUCUUGCAAGGACAAAUAUCUGGUGUUCGAGUUUGAAGACAACUUUUUGGUUGUCUUGGAGAGGGAAUCAGUUUUAGCUGCUUCGAAGAGCAUACUAAAAGGCUACGGAAUUCCAUCAGAAAGAUCUGAUGAUCUCUUAGCUCCAUACGUAGAUCCAGUGGGACAGAACGAUGAACGCAAGGUUGGUGAUUCAGCCGUUUCAGAUUCAGAGAUCGGUAACAAUGACCUGCAUUGGGCGUAAGCAUUUUUCUUACCUAUUUUUCGUGUUAUGUUACCAUAUCACUGUUAAAUUUUCAUAAGUUGCUCAUACAUCACAAGAAAAUUUUGUGCAACGGCUUUAGUUUAGUUGUUUAGUGAGUGUGUGUAGUCUGAUGGGGCUGUAGAUAUAGAUUUAGUUAGAGAAGACAUUUUUUACACAUACAUUAAUUAUUCAUCGAUCAUAUAUUUUUAUAUACAUGUUACCAACUA